AUGAAUGCCACCGAGGCCGCGGCGGUUUCCGCCAUCGCUUCGGUGACACGGCCCUACGAUAGAGGGCCGGUCCCAGGGCCGAUUCCAGGUCAGGUUCUAGGGCCGAUAUCAGGGCCACUUCCAGGGCCGCUUCCAGUGCAGGUUCCAAGGCCAGCCGUCGGUGCCAAAGAUGUUGGUAAGGGUAGUUUACAGCGGACCGGCCGCUCGCUGUGGAAUUACAUUAUCACGAUGGACGUCAUCACUACCAAGGCCACCAACGACGACCAUGGAGGCGUCCAGGGUGGCGAUCCUGACGACGACCACGGAGGGAACGACCAUGGUGGCGGUCAGGACGACAACCAUGCAGGAAGCGACCAAGGCGGCGGUCCGGACGAUAACAGGUAG
Messenger RNA from Macrosiphum euphorbiae (potato aphid), 384 nucleotides. Lineage: Eukaryota; Metazoa; Arthropoda; Insecta; Hemiptera; Aphididae. The record is from the annotation of a GenBank genome assembly.